Messenger RNA from Artibeus jamaicensis (Jamaican fruit-eating bat), 6067 nucleotides. It is a transcript of the gene IFFO2, whose product is annotated as intermediate filament family orphan 2. Lineage: Eukaryota; Metazoa; Chordata; Mammalia; Chiroptera; Phyllostomidae. Bases 326 to 1888 code for a protein of 520 amino acids. The record is from RefSeq and is a predicted model, not a curated record. The transcript has 9 exons.
CAAGAGUCCUCUGCGCGCUGCUGCCGCGGCGCUUCCACAUCGUCUCUGACAGCCCCGGCGCCGGUAUCCGCGACCCUCACUACCUCGAGCAGCUGCCGCGGCCUCCAUCGCAGCCUGAAUCCCGUUCCUUGCCUCCGCGCCCACAUCCGGGGGCAGUCCGGCUCGCAGUCGCUGCGGAGGCCGCAUCUGGUACACAUCUGGAACCGCCUGGCCGGCCGCGCUGGAGCCCGCGCCCAACCUGGCCCGGCCGCGCCGGGAGCCCUGCCCGGAGCUGGAGCCUCCCCUGGAGCCGCGGGCCCGGGGCCCUGAGUUGCGCAGCCGGCGCAUGGUGAACUCGUUGCUGUUCGGAGAGAUGGCUUUGGCCUUCGGCUGUCCGCCGGGCGGCGGCGGCGGCGGUGGCGGGGGCUGCCCCGGCGGUGGCGGCGGCGGCGGAGGGGCCGGGCCAGGGCCGUCACCAGUGACCGCGGCACUGCGGGACGACCUGGGCUCCAACAUCCACCUCUUGAAGGGGCUCAACGUGCGCUUCCGCUGUUUCCUGGCUAAGGUGCAUGAGCUGGAGCGGCGCAACCGGCUGCUAGAGAAGCAGCUGGAGCAGCAGCAGAGUGAGCGGGAGCGGCGGCUGCGCUACAGGACAUUCACUCGCGAGCAGGCCGUGCAGACCGGGCCGGAUCUGCUACGGCCACCAGCGCCCGGAAGCGGGCAGGGCAUCGGCAGCGGCGCGGCGGCCGGCACCAAUGCCAACGCCGUGGCCCUGGGCGGCCUGCCCCCCGGCGGCGGCUCUCACCCGCAGCUCUACGGCCGCCUGCCUGGGACCAUCUGGAGCUACACGCAGGUGCGGCGCACGGGCGGCGGCGGCGUGGAGACAGUGCAGGGCCCCGGCGUGUCGUGGGUGCAUCCCGACGGCGUGGGCGUGCAGAUCGACACCAUCACGCCCGAGAUCCGCGCGCUCUACAACGUGCUGGCCAAGGUGAAGCGCGAGCGCGACGAGUACAAGCGGAGAUGGGAGGAGGAGCUUGCCAAGAACAUGAACCUGCAGACCAUGGUGGACACGCUAAAGGAGGCAGCGCAGGAGGCAGAAGCCAUCCAGGAGGAGAUGAACGAGACAAUCGAGAGGCUGAAGGCCGAGCUGGUGGUGUUUAAGGGGCUCAUGAGUGAUCCCAUGACAGACCUGGACACAAAGAUACAAGAAAAGGCCAUGAAGGUGGACAUGGACAUCUGCCGCCGAAUCGAUAUCACGGCCAAGCUGUGCGAUGUCGCACAGCAGCGGAACUCGGAAGACGUGUCCAAGAUCUUCCAGGUGGUUCCCAAAAAAAAGGAGCGUAAGGUGACUUCAGACGAUGACAUCUCGGAGCAGGACGGGGAGGUGAACCGGUUCUCAGAUGAGGAGGUCGGCUCCAUGAACAUCACCGACGAGAUGAAACGCAUGUUUAACCAGCUGCGAGAGACUUUCGACUUUGAUGACGACUGUGACAGCCUGACGUGGGAAGAGAACGAGGACACGCUCCUGCUCUGGGAGGACUUCACCAACUGCAACCCGUCCAUCGACCUGCAGGGCGAGCAAGAGGAGAACUUGGGCAACUUGAUCCAUGAGACGGAAUCCUUCUUCAAGACGAGAGACAAGGAGUACCAGGAAACGAUAGGCCAGAUAGAGCUGGAGCUGGCCACGGCCAAGAGCGACAUGAACCGCCACCUGCACGAGUACAUGGAGAUGUGCAGCAUGAAGCGGGGCCUGGACGUGCAGAUGGAGACCUGCCGCCGGCUCAUCAAAGGCUCCGCAGACAGGAAUUCACCGUCCCCCAGCUCUGUGGCCAGCAGCGACUCAGGAAGCACAGAUGAGACCCAGGACGAGUUUGAGCGGGAAGCAGACGUGGAGCCCAUGGUCAGCUGAUGACUGAGUCCCCGGUGCCUGGUGGGCUCGGUGAUGGGGCCUCUGCCCCCUUCCCCACGAAGCCAGGAAGGCUCCUGGAGUGGGGCUCCAGUCCUCACCACACAGACUUCCUCUGCCCUCCCCUCUCUGGAGGCCCCAAGGGACCGCUGCUUCCUUCCUCCCUCCCACCCAUCAACCAGUGCCCCCUGUCCAUCCACCCGGUACCCAAGGAAUGGUGCUCUCAAUUUCUAUUCUCCAUGUUACAAAUGCAGACUUCUGUCCAGAUGAUGCAGUGUUAACCGUGCCUUUUCCCUUAAGCUGAGCCACUUUGAGCUCCAAAGAAUUAUUCCUAGCAGGUGUUUUUAUACAAAACUUGAAGGUGAGGGCGGGGUGCGGGGCCCCCGAGGGGUAUAGUGUGGUUUUCUACCCUUCCACCUGCUCCUCUGAUUGGCCAUGACCUCUGCCCUCCUCUCCUCUGCUGGCCAGCACUCGGCGAGUUGGGCCUCCGGUGGCCCGCCUCCGCCCAGGACAGAGCUGUUUGCCUCCGCAAACUCCCCUGGGUGGGGACCUCUCAAGGUUUUUUCCACUUAUCAGAAAGGGAAAAGAUGGAAGGAGGGAGGGAGGACAAAUUUUUAUUUGCUUUUUGGAUAGAGUGGCAAAGCGGAGGGACAAGGCACUGUGGGGGAGGCAGAGCCUCACUGUGUUGAAACCACUAUGCAAAAAACACAACACACACACAAAAGCAGCUUGCCUUAUACAUUGUGAAAGGCAGGCCCUCUCCCAGACUCAUGAUUUUUCCCCUGGAGCUGGGAGGGAGGCCAAGGCUAGCGCGGCGUCUCUCGCAGCCUCUGAAGGGGUUUGGUCAAGGUCAAUAAGGAGGCCUGGGUCCCUCGAGGUCUUCCGCUGCCUGUUUGCUUUCUUGGGACCUCUGUGGGCUUGGAGGACCUUUUACUGCCCUGUGACUUGAUGUUUUCCCUCUCCCUCCAGCCAACUAUACAGCAUUCUAGGGCUUCAGCUUCUCUGUGAGAAAGUCUUAAGGGAGCCAGGCCUGCUCGGGCCCUUCCUCACUGGGGCCCUGUUGGGCCCACCUGCCGCCACCUCGCUUCUCCAUGGGCCCCGGUCGCCCACUGUUUGGCCACUGGCCUGCACCGGACAGGGACGAGGGGCGGGCGAUGAGGGCUGCUGGCAGAGCGGAGGUGGCGGGAGUUGGCGCUUGAGUGAGAACCACCCUUGCUGGACAGAUGUGAGCUUCUUUCUCCCCUUCUCUUGACUGACCAGCUGGGGAGUUAAUUGAGCCAGUCCUCCCCAAGACCUGAGUGGACCUUUGUUGAAGGGCGCUGUGUUAAGGCCACCUGCCAGAUCUCAGCUUGGAGCCAGCUGACCAGGUUUUGCUUUUUACCAAAAAAAAAAAAAAUUUGUACCCACCCACUCCUGUGGGUCUGAUUUCCAAUUUUUGCUUUUGUUGGCCCAACAGCUCCCCCUGGAGGUCAAAGGAGCACACUGUGCCCCAGGGCCAGAACCCCUUACCACCCAUUGCUUCUGUCCAGAGGCAGAGGCUGGGUUCUCCCUCUGGGUAGGUUACCGCCCUGGUCUUUCCUCCCCAGGGUACCAACCACCUUUAAGGACCUUCUUUCUCCUCCAUUUCCCGCACCUGUUUUGCAGUCUUAAAAUCACUGUACAUAAUAUUCACAGAAUAUAUAUAUAUAUGUAAAGAGAGAGAGAAAGAGUGUGUUAGUGAGGGUGUGUUAUUUUUAUUUAUCAGCACUUGGCAGCCUCUAUCUUUUUUCCUAAUUUUUCCUUUUUGUUGUCAUUGGGGGAACACUGGACCGUUGCCUGUGGCGGUCAGGGCGAGAGGCUCCCGGGCCCGGCGCCUCUCCUUCGCCACACGCACAGUCCCUCGGUAGGUACAGGGAGGGUCGGCGGUUCCAGGGGAGAGACGGCCCCUCCCCACCUCCGUACCGACCCUUGUUCUAAAGGUUACAGGGUUCAGACACACCUGACUAGUAUUGCUGUUCAUUGUUAUUGUUGUUUUAGUUUAGCUUUAUUUUAACCAAAGGUUAUCAGAGCCAGUGGGCUUGGACCUCAGCUGCUAAAAAGAUUUUCCGUUUCCAGGGGCAGGGCAAGCCAUGGCUGCCCCCGAGGCCUCCACUGUGCAGGGCUGUGGGAGGCAUCGCAGGGUGUGGUCCAGUGGAAGCCGGCCCUGGGUUGUUCCUGGAGGGGGUGGGAGGGCGACAGACCUAUCUUUAGAAUUAAGACAGUAAGGCAAGGCAACAGUGUAGUUUGAGGGUGACUAAGGUCGCCAUGGUGACUGGCGUCCAGAGGUAUUAGUUUUGCUUUCCCCUUCGUCAAUGUUGGGGAUACGGGACCCUGAAUUUGUCCAAGGACUAUGGGAAGAGCAGGAGCCAGAGAUAGGCACUGGCUGAGAAGUUUCUUCCUGCUGGUUGUUGAGAUAGCUACUAUGUUCUCCUGGGGAGCAAAGAUUUGGGGCAGGUAGGUGCAGGAAGGCGGAACAGCAAGGGUGCGCCCGGCCUCUUUCCUGGGCAGGGUGCUGGGUCUUGGCCUGGUUCCCUCCUCCCCCACCAAGUUCUUUUUUGAGUGAGUGGCCAGUGGGCCCUGCUUGUCCCCUCGCCGUGAGCCCAUGGCUUGCCAAGAAAGACCCCAACGCUCUCUGAGGCAGCCCCAGGUCCAGACGGGACGCACUGGGCUGUCUUUUGUAAAGCUGUAAAUACUUGACUUUGGUUUUCUAUUGUUCAGCCCAGGGUCACAUUGACGCUGGUAUUUUAGGCUGUUCUUCGGUGGACUCUCCUGGUCUGCCCUCUCUCACACUCUCCUAUUUUUGGGGAUUUUAUAAAAAGAGAGGGUUGGGGAGGGGCAGGGAGAGCAAUUCAUUUUGGUUCCCUGGUUGUGAAACACACACACACACACUCUUCAUGAACGCGUUUUGUUUUCUUGUGGCAAUAUGUCUUGGGGUCUCGGAAGGGCAAGUCCGUCUCAGACUUGGCUCUGUCGAUGCAGUUCAGUCGAGUUGGGGAGACUCAGACCACUCUGGCCUGGGAUGAGGGAGAGGUUUCGGGCAGGGCGUAACUUAAGCUAAAUGUAGUCUAUUUAUAAAGCAAGAUACUCUUAUCUAUUUUUAUGAAAGGAAGGGUUUUUUAAUCUAGGGUAGGCAGUUGUGGUUGCCCAGCAUUUUUCUGUGGGCGUGAUGCAUGUUGCUGCUGCAUUUUGUAUAAUCGGUACCCCUCUCCCUGUCCCCCUGUCCUCACCACCUACUCAUCCACCCCCAUGAACGGCUUCGGCAGAGUAUAGACCCCACCUCACCCCAUUUCCCUGUAUCUUGAUCUCCCAGCUCCUGGGUUUUUGGAAGUCUUAGCGGGGAGGGCACUUGUGGGAGUGGGUGGCCAGUGGGGAAUUCAGAAUUGAGGUGGGGGGGGAGGGAGAGGGGGCCCUAGACAGGGGACAAGCUGCUUUGAGAGUGGGCUCUGAUUGGCUUCUCGAACUAUGCCAGGAUCCACUUCCAAAUCAGCUGGGUUUGGGAGAGUGUGGGUGGCAACAGGGCUCUGGGUUCAGGUACCACACCGCUUCCUUGGGGCUGCUAGGCAGCCGGUGCCACAGUGGAAGUGCCACGAGGCGCCCACAGUCCUGGCUGUGUGCCCACUGCCUGGGCUGCCAGUCUAUGAGCUCCUUCAGGGCCCAGGAUGAGGGAUUGGGGUACUGGGGGCUCCCCCAGACCUACAUCCUCUACCUGGAGACUCCAAGCUCUGGUCCUAGAAGGGCACUCUUCUACAGUGGGCGUCUGGAGAUGACCAGGUGGGUGAAGGAGGGCUCUCUCUGCAGGGAGUUUUCCAUGGGUGGGUGAUUUCCAGGCUCAGGGUGGACUAUAUGUUAGUCUUGGGGCAAAUCCCUCACUCUUCUUGCUGCCAAGCCCUCAAAGAAAUGAGGCAAAGGCACCCAAGAUCCCUCUGUGGACAUUUUAGCAUCUCUGUGAUUUGCAAUCCCGUCCGGGGAGACCCCCUGUCUCGUGGUCCCAUCCCACCCCACUGUUGGUGUUUGUCUGGGUCUAGCAUCAAGGUGGGGGGUGGCGGUUAUACUAUUUGAAAGACUACUGAUCCUACCAGGAAACCAACCUGUUUACUGUACUGUUGUAAAUAUCAUGCCCUUUAUAUCCUGUAUAUUGGCUUCUUUUAAAUAAAGUGAAAUGUC